Hypoxylon trugodes is the source of this 3267-nucleotide messenger RNA. RefSeq lists its product as uncharacterized. Gene Ontology annotation, cellular component: Sin3-type complex. The transcript has 2 exons. NCBI's taxonomy places the organism in Eukaryota, Fungi, Ascomycota, Sordariomycetes, Xylariales, Hypoxylaceae. The coding region runs from base 289 to 2988 and encodes 899 amino acids. The record is from RefSeq and is a predicted model, not a curated record.
GGCAGCUGAGCUCCGAUAAUUCAGUGCUUAGAGGGAGCCAAGGGAGCUAAAGCCAAGGUAACAACAUCCCGACUUUCCAUCCUUCAUCACCGCCCAUCACAUGCCAACUUUCUUCCAAGAACACAACAUCCAACGAGCAUACCAAGAACAACUCAUUGUUGUCUGCCUAACAAGGCAAACCCUUUUUAAUUCCUAUCAAACUUAUCUAAAUCGCUAUGUCCUCGCCCCUGCGUCUCGACACAAUAUGAUCAUCAGAAUAAUACGAGACGGAGGGCUAGUAGCGCAACCAUGUCGUUGCGACCGCUUGUAUCCUCGAAUGACCCGAGGCUUCACAAAGAUGACGACCCUCCGUUUGUAAAAAAUUCCACCCGGAAAAAUAUGACAACGGGCCAGUUGGACGGUCCGAUAGCUUCCGUUGAAUCUAGACAAACUACACCAGCCCCGAUACUUUCUCCCGUUUCCCAGCAGCGCCGUCAUGUCGUUAUUCCAGAUCCCGUAGCUUUUAGAUAUUUAGAAGAAGACCCGUCCGUUACCGUCGAACAGCGAAGACAAAAGCUUCAAGGCUACGAAUUAUACCUAGUAGAGCAAUGGGCAUGCUCCCGCCAGUCGCCGACCCUAGUUAUCGUCACAUAUACUGGAGAUGAGAAACACUACGUUGUGGUUGGGGUGCUAGGUGUCCCAGCGGAUGAGAAAGCUUGGACACCAAAGUUACGACUCUAUUUCAAAGCCAUUCAACAAUUCCACGCGCGACCGAAAGAUACCGAAUUGGGGGAGUUGAUGGUAACAAAUCUCAGCAGCUUUCCUUCUGCGUUGACUGUCAUACCUGUACCCGAUGGCGAUAUUAAGGAACAUCGAAAGGAGUUUAUUGUCAAUGAAGAUCUCAAGAGGCUAGGAUGUUCGGGUCGGUCUGGUAUGACUUUGUCCGAACCUGCCAGCGCGGCUAGAGCCAAGUUCUACCAGCUGUACAAGACCACCGACAAGGUACCCUUUUCCGACGCCGUCGUCGAAUUGGUCAAAAUGUGUCAGGUCGCCCUUUUAUUAUUCGGGAAGCUAGACCAAGUUUACAUCGAUGGUCUUUUAUGCGACAUUACCGAAACUGCUAUUGGGGAUUGGUGGACAGAAUUCGGGGCAGAGUACUACAGCAUAGAACCGACCGAUGGUAUCCUAGGGCCAACUACAGUCGCGGCAUUACUCGGAUUAUUGAUGGGUGCGCGAAAUAGGUUGAGCUAUUUCGGUGCGCCUGUUCCUAAAGAUGUGUUCGACAUCGACGCCAUGGAAAGAGGUAUCGCCCACUUCCAGAAGUACCAGAAGCUUGAGAAGAGGUCUCGCCGAUUGGAUCGGCAGACGAUGCAUAAACUACAUUCAGUAACUGCGAAAGCGGCUGCCGGUGAGGGUUGGGGUGUGCAGAAAGCUGUCAAAUCGACUAUGACCGAAAUAGGCGGCAAGCGAGGUGAAAUCGUUCUUGGGAUGGUUGGUGGGCGGGAUAAAGGUGGUAUCGGAGAUAUUGAAACCUCCGAGCUCGAAAGAUUAAUCAGUAUGGCCUCUGGAGAGCGGAUGAAAUGGCUAUUUUUUGGCAAACCUAAGCGAUCGACGGCUGAUAACCACGAACGACCCAUGCCCGACAUGAGCAAUAUUCUCUUUGGCAAGGACGAUGUCUCAAGUCAGGUUAAGAGGACACAUACGGGACCUCCCGAAGAAGAGAUUGAGGCCCGUCGGAGAGAGGAUACGCCAGGUGUUUACUCGACCCCUGCGCCUGGAUCCGCGGUUAGCGUAGUGGAUAGUCCCGGGGAAAAGGAGACUCUUCGGCGUGGACUGAAGAAUGUUGCUCGUGAUGCUCGGUCAGGCUUUGGUCGAAUAAAGGAUGCCAUGUAUAGUGGAGGUGGCCUCCGCGGCCAUACCAGCCGACCAUCCAAAGAUGAAUCGUCGGAGACUACGAUUUCUGGACCGCGGUCGUCUGUACUAACGGAUUCCUCGGCGGGGCUCGGAAGCCCAAGUCCUGUCCCUGGCCAGGUUGGUAGAGCAUUCACCUGGAGGAAUAAGCCCGAGGAAUAUCUAAGCGUUAUGAGGAGAGAAAGGGAUAUCGAAUCCGCACCAGCCUCGGUAGCUUUGUUAGGGACGGAAGAUUCACCACCUAAGGAGCCUCGAUCAGCUGCCCGAAUGAACGGCGACGCCCAUAAACUAAUGAAUGGCGACAUUAAACGGGUUUCACAAGCUGCGGAGAUACGAAGCGAAGUAGCAGCGGUGGUCGAAUCCUCCGUAGCAGAUUCGGUUGUCGCAGAGAGUGACUUACAAGGUCCGUUCGUCGAUGCGGAACAGCAGUUUACUACCGCUCCACCAAGUCUCUACAGGCGUCAUAGUGUAGGAGAUUUACAAUCCUCAGAACGCUUCUCUUUUAACGAAGCUAGAUGGCCCCGAAGAUUAUCUUUCGGGGACGCUGAAGAAGCUGUUCUCCGAUGGGAGGAAGUAGCUGAUCUCGAUCAAGACGAUGGAUUAGACAACAUAGCAGCACUAGAGAAGCACUCAUAUCUAACGGAACUAGCUAGGAGUUUGUAUGUGGAUAUUAUCGAUGUAAAACAGGGUAUUGCACCUUGGGUUGACGCGAAAAUUGAGUCAAUCGAGAAACUUGAUGACCACUACGCACAACAGCAAGAAGACUUACAAGCACUCUACGACCAACGCGCUCAUGCAUACCGGAGGGCUAAGGAAAACUCCCAAGAAACCAUUGCGGAACAGAGAGCACAUAUCACAGAAGCACUCGGUGAGGUCGGAGUGCAAGCGGCUAAGUUGGAGUACGAGAUUAACGCACUCGUGUCCCGAGUCCAAGAUGUGGAGGACGGGGUGGCGCAGUUCGAAAUGCAAGUGGAUGAUGUGGAGCGAAGAGCAGAGGAGCUAAAAACACAACUGGAGACAGAAAGUUGGCUGCACUGGGCGGUACGGACGUUAACGGGCAUAGGGACAGGCCCGAAUAUUACGAGGGAACGACGAUAGUUCUACUUUAUUUCCUUUGAUUCUCAUUAAGUUUAACUCGAAGUGUUACAACAUCCCUAUUCUACUGGAAAAUUUCCUUUAAUUAUGGAUUGGAACAUCAAAAAAGGGGGUGUAUGGAGCAUAGCAUAUGGCAGAGCGAAAGCAUUUUGGAGUUCGGCAAGUCUUUUUACACAUUCUUGUUAUUAUAAUUGUAUCUUUUUUGUCUUUCAGAUUUGUAUGUCUAGAUACCCGGGUCGGUGGAAUAGAUUAGUUACAAUAUUAUUGUUUAUUUUACUGAUG